AUGUAAAGUUGUAACUCCUUCCUUCUUUCUGACAUUCCACCCUGCAAAUAUAAAAAUCCCACAAAUUUCCCGUUUUGCCCAAGAAACUUUGCUCCAUCUUCCGUUUUUACCCUUCUCUUUUCAUUGCCUCAAGACUCUCAACUCCCAAAUCACUUCAAAUUUAUAAUAAAAAUAUAUAUUAUUUAUUCUCUUCAUUAUAAAACCCCCCAAAAAAUCUUACAAAAUCUUGCAAACUACUUCAUGGGUGCUCACUAAGAGUUUUUGUUUGUGAGUUUAUUUGCACAUUUAAUGAUGCCUGGGUUGGUUACUGAUGAAAUUCAUGAAGAGAAGGUGUUUGAUGAAAUGCCCGAGAAUGGGAAUGUGCCGAAAAAUAAAGAGAAGUUGGAUUUAAUCAAGUAUCCGAAAGAUGUUGGCCGUGUUCCUUCAAGUCCUGGUAAUGUGGGUGCUUCUGGUGGUGGUGGUGUUGAGCUGUCUAUUGAAGAGCUUUAUGAUAAUGUGUGUGAUAUGCAAAGUUCUGAUGAGUCAGUGUCUAGGCUUAGCUAUGAGUCGGAUGGUGAAGAGUCGAGGAUUGAUUCCGAGUUGAGGCAUAUAGUGGGAGGGGAGAUGAGGGAAGUAGAGAUAUUGAAAGAAACUGAAGAUGUUUCUAAGAAAGUUGAAGAAGAAAGUGUGAAUUCGCGUUCAUCAAAAGUUUCAAAGAAAGCAGCCCCUUCACAAGUGGAGUCAGAAGCAAGUUCUAGAUGGAGUCCUAAGAGCAAACACCAUCAAACCAACACUCUUUCAGCCAAAAAAACCAAUAAGAUGUCAAGAAAAUCAGUUGUUGGAGAUAAAGAUGUGGAUCUUGGCCCACAUUUGAUUAAGCAAGCCCGGGAUUUGAUGGCAUCUGGUUCUAACCCUCGUAAAGCCCUCGACUUGGCUCUUCGUGCAGCUUCUUCUUUUGAGAAAUCUGCUAAUGGUAAAUCAAAUUUAGAUGUUGUCAUGUGUCAGCAUGUUAUAGCAGCCGUACACUGUAGUUUGGGCCAAUACAGUGAAGCCAUACUGGUUCUUGAACAGUCCAUCAGGAUCCCAGUGGUCAAUGAAAGUCAAGAUCACGCACUGGCUAAAUUUUCCGGUUUGAUGCAGUUGGGUGAUACUUAUUCUAUGUUGGGUCAACUCGAAAAUGCCCUAAAAUGUUACACAUUUGGUUUAGAAGUGCAACAGGAGGUUUUAGGUGAUUCUGAUCCAAGAAUCGCUGAAACUUGUAGGUAUCUUUCAGAAGCAUAUGUUCAAGCACUGGAUUUCAUCACAGCGGAGAGGUUUUGUCAAAAGGCUAUUGAGAUUCAUUCAAAUAUGGGCUUGCAAGCAGAAGAAGCUGCGGAUAGGAGACUCAUGGGUCUAAUCUGUGAGACAAAAGGUGACCAUGAAGGUGCGCUUGAGCAUCUAGUUUUAGCUAGCAUGGCUAUGGUGGCUAACGGGCUAGAAAAUGAGGUAUCCUUUGUAGACUUAAGCAUUGGAGAUUCAUAUUUAUCGUUAUCGAGAUAUGAUGAAGCUAUUGCCGCAUAUCAAAAAGCACUUAAGUCUCUCAAAUCAUUCAAAGGGGAAAACCAUCCGUCUGUUGCUUCUGUUUUGGCCCGUUUGGCUGAUUUGUGCAACAAAACCGGGAAGUUGAAAGAAUCAAAAUCUUACUGCAGAAACGCUCUCCAUAUAUAUGACAACCCUGUUUCUGGGAUCCCUUUAGAGGAAAUUGCUUGUGGUUUUACUAACAUCGCUGCUAUAUAUGAGUCCAUGAAUGAGCUUGACAAUGCACUAGAAUUACUAUUCAAAGCAUUAAAGAUAUACAACGAUAUUCCUGGGCAGCAAAGCACGAUUGCAGGUAUUGAAGCCCAAAUGGGAGUUAUGUAUUACGUGCUGGGAAAGUAUUCAGAAUCUUAUGAUUCUUUCAAAAGCGCCAUCUCCAAGCUUCGUGCAAGUAGUGAGAAGAAAUCUGUAUUUUAUGGGAUCGCACUCAACCAAAUGGGACUCACUUGUGUGCAACGUUAUGCUUUAACUGAGGCAAUAGAAUGCUUUGAAGAAGCCAGGAUCAUUUUGGAACGAGAGUGUGGCCCUCUUCACACUGAUACCCUUGCCGUUUAUAGCAAUCUUGCGGGUACAUAUGAUGCUGUAGGCAGGUUGGAUGAUGCAAUAGAUAUCUUGGAACAUAUUGUUGAGAUGAGGGAGGAAAAGCUCGGGACGGCAGGCUUUGAUGUGGAUGAAGAGAAAAAAAGAUUGGCGGAAUUGCUAAAAGUUGCUGGGAAGGUAAGAAACAGAAAAACUAAAUCAUUAGAAAACCUUUUUGAUUCAAAUUAUCGGUCAAAAACCAGCAAUGAGGUCAUUGAUGUGUGAUUAUGAUUAUUGUUGUCCUCAAAGCAGCAAUGUAUUGUGUAAGUUUAUAGACACAUAAUAUAAUAAUUAAUAUAUAUUUAUCCUGAAGAUAGAUCACUUGAUCUAUUUGAGUUUGUAUUUA
Molecule: messenger RNA, 2479 nt
Organism: Erigeron canadensis
Lineage: Eukaryota; Viridiplantae; Streptophyta; Magnoliopsida; Asterales; Asteraceae
Product: protein KINESIN LIGHT CHAIN-RELATED 3-like
Exons: 3
Coding region: 289-2358 (689 amino acids)
Molecular function (GO): protein binding
Source: RefSeq, a predicted model, not a curated record